Molecule: messenger RNA, 2185 nt
Organism: Clupea harengus (Atlantic herring)
Lineage: Eukaryota; Metazoa; Chordata; Actinopteri; Clupeiformes; Clupeidae
Gene: ehd2a
Product: EH domain containing 2a
Biological process (GO): endosomal transport; endocytosis
Cellular component (GO): cytoplasm; plasma membrane
Molecular function (GO): GTP binding; calcium ion binding; protein binding
Source: RefSeq, a predicted model, not a curated record
CUGGACAAGUUGAGUACUUGAAAUGCUGCAAUAAGGAGUCUUUGUGUUACAUUACUACCAGUAAAUUUGAAUAUAAAGGGAUUAAAUGAUGUGCAUCCACCUAGAUGGCUAUGCUCUGAACACAGAAACAUCUAGUGAAAAUUGUCUGUACAGUAGGACUAAACCCAGUUGGAAAAGUUAAUCUUCAUUUCACACUCUAAGGUGAAAAUCAUCAAAAGAAACAACCACCAUGCCUUCAUGGGGACAAGGAGAAGACAGUGGUAAAUCCUUAAGAGAGAUUCGAACAGUGACUGAGGGGCUGAAGACCUUGUAUCGUGAGAAGCUUCUGCCCCUGGAGAAGCAGUACAGCUUCUCUGACUUCCACUCUCCUGGCUUAGAGGAUGCAGAUUUUGAUAAUAAGCCCAUGGUGCUAGUGGUGGGCCAGUAUUCCACAGGAAAAACAACUUUCAUAAGAUAUCUGCUCGAGCAAGACUUCCCGGGAAGUAGAGUGGGGCCUGAACCCACAACAGAUAGCUUCACUGCUGUCAUGUAUGGGGACGUAGAGGGCAUCAUUCCUGGAAAUGCACUGAUUGUUGAUCCUAAUAAGCCCUUUCGCAAACUCAAUCCAUUUGGAAACAAGUUUCUUAACAGAUUUCAAUGUGUUCAAGUACCUAAUCAGGUUCUGGAGAGUAUCAGCAUCAUUGAUACACCAGGAAUUUUGUCUGCAGCCAAAAAGAGACUAAGCAGAGGAUAUGAUUUUCCGGCUGUUCUUCAGUGGUUUGCUGAACACGUAGAUCGCAUCAUACUCCUCUGUGAUGCCAACAAACUGGAUAUUUCAGAUGAGUUCUCACGCACGAUAGGGGCGUUGCGGGGCAAUGAGGAUAAGCUGAGGGUUGUGCUCAACAAGGCAGAUCUGGUGGACACCCAGCAGCUGAUGCGUGUCUAUGGCGCCCUCAUGUGGUCUCUGGGGAAGGUGUUCCGCACUCCUGAGGUCCUGCGGGUUUAUAUAGGGUCCUUCUGGUCAUCACCUUUCAGGGUACCCGAUUAUCGCCCACUGUUUGAGAGGGAGGAGGAGAGCCUCUUCAAAGACAUCCAGAUUUUGCCUCGCAAUGCUGCUUUGCGCAAACUCAAUGAUCUAGUUAAAAGAGCUCGUUUAGUGAGGGCCCAUGUCUACAUUAUUAACUACCUCAAACAAGAAAUGCCCUUGGUCUUUGGAAGAGACAACAAGAAAAGGGACCUGAUCUACGACCUUCCUGACAUAUUCUCUAGGAUCCAACAGCGCCAUCAGAUCUCUCCUGGUGACUUUCCAGACUGUGCCAGGAUGCAGGAACGACUGAUGAGCCAUGACUUUGCCAAGUUUAAGGCCCUGAAACCCAAACUAAUGUCAGCUUUGGAUGAGUUUUUGUCCACUGACAUUGCUAGACUUAUGCCUCUCUUGUGCAAGGAGGAACUCGAAGUGGCCAGCCAGCCUGGGGUGCAGGGGGGAGUCUUUCUGGCCACACACAGAGGGCCUUUCAACGAGGGCAACCCUUUUAUGCAAGUUCAGGAGAAUGGGGAGGAAAGUGACAUGGCAGGUGUGGACUGGGUAGUUACUAAAGAUAAGGCUAAAUACGACGAGAUAUUUUACAAUCUCUCCCCUAAGGAUGGCAAACUGAGUGGCACCAAGGUUAAAAACUGGAUGAUCAGCACUCGGCUGCCCAUCGCAGUCCUGGGCCGAAUCUGGAAGCUGUCUGAUGUGGACCGAGAUGGUAUGCUGGACGAGGAGGAGUUUGCCCUGGCAAGCUAUCUCAUAGAGGUCAAGCUGGACGGCCAUGGGCUUCCUCCCCAGCUGCCUCCACAUUUAGUGCCCCCAUCAAAGCGUAGAAGGAAAGGCUCUAAAGAAGAAGAACUGAUGAUUGAUGUACAAUGAAAAGAAGACACAGAUCUUUUCAUAUUACUGCUCAACUUAAUCUCUGUAUAUUUUUUCACUUUUUAUGGACUUCACAUACCAUUAUUACCAUCGAAUAUAGCCUAUUGCAUGUAGAGAAACAGCAACAAAAAGUAAGCAGGUUUAAAGGGAUGGUUUAUUAUAUGUAUUUUGAAAAGAGUAAACCAUUAAUAAACCGCACACACACAAAUCCACAAAUAAUUGGAUGCAACAAUGUUUGGUAAUAAUCACAAUUAAGGGUUAUAAUAAAUUGAGUACACUGAGAUGCCUCAGUGCUAU